Messenger RNA from Prorocentrum cordatum, 1522 nucleotides. The record is from the annotation of a GenBank genome assembly. Lineage: Eukaryota; Dinophyceae; Prorocentrales; Prorocentraceae.
GGUUCACGACUCCGUCAUCAACUCCUUGGCCAAGUCAGCCCGCGAGCCGGCCAAGUUCACUGGCGACAAGGACUGCUCGUCAUCGUCAGAGCAGGCUGGCAUGACAAUUUCAUUGCUGGGUCAGCGGCGCUCACUGUUCGAGGAGAUUAAGAACUCGACCGCCGCGAUCGCCCAGAGGACGACGACGAACGCGGAGCACCAGGUCAUGCUCGGCUGCGCGGUGCGGCUGCGGGCGCAGAUCGUCCAGCAAGCGUCCUUUUCGCUUGCGGGUACCCACCCACCGCUGAUGCUGCAGCUGGCCGUCUGCCCUCGAAUCGAGAUGCCUGAUCAGGACUCCAACCCACACGCGUGGCCUCGCAUCGCCACGUUGUGCCUCGGGCUGUUGCUGGAGAACGUUCCUUCAGGGGAGGAGGAGCUCGCCGCGGCUGCAUCGUUGGCAGUGCGAACUCAGACGGCCAUCGUGAGCGACAUGAUCGAGCGGAUUGUCCUCGAGAGCCCGUCGGAGCAGAAGUCCUUGGAGAUGAUUGCCGAGAUCAAGGCCGCCCUGGGCGAGGACUUCACCCCUUUCGACUUUGAUGUGACAGGAACUGGCGAUGCUGGGCCCGAGCCCCACGCCAAGUGUGGCCUCUUCGAGCAAUCCUACGUGGACAUGUCCGUGCUCAUCGUUAUCGGCGACGCCAUCGUCUGCAUGAGCGCAGGGGCUACUGUCGCUGGCGAGCUGCGCAAGCAAGCCAAGAAAAUGCUGUCUGUGGUGUCAUCAAUUUCGACUCGCGUCCGCAACCUUGCCUUAGCUACAGUGAAGGGGGCCAUCAACAACAACAUUUUCAAACGUGGAUGGGCGCAGCUAUCCGAGAUGUUCCCGAAUGAUACAGACUUGAACUCUUCGCAGGACGCCGCGGACGCAGCCGCCAAGUUCAAGACAGUCAUGGGUCAGAAGGUUGAAGAGGCGGCGGCGGCCGUAGGGGACUCCGCGGACAUCGCGUACAACGUUGUCGUGGACUUGUGUGACGAUGACGAAGUGGCCAUCACUGAGAAAUUCUGUUCCUUGUGCAUCGUCAAUGCCGACCCCAGCGACUUCGAUGAGCUAGCGUACUCCGACUACCAGUCGAUGGCAACCAAGGUCGUCAAGUUCCUGUGCACCACCUUGAUGGGCCAGUUCACCGUAGAGGAUCUCCAGGGUAAGCUGUCAUCUGCGAUGCACUCCGAGGCUUCGGAGGACAUGUUGCAUGAUGUCUAUUGGGCCGGGCGCAUCUUCGAACAGCUGCUCAACUUUGCACCGAAGUGGACCCGCCUCCACGUUGCCAAGGAGAAGGUCCUUAUGGCGAACGCUGCAAUGGAGCUGGUGGACACCUGCAAGAUCGACGCUUCUUGUGCGACGGGGCUCCGCGAGUGGACCACACUCUACGGGCUGGACCAGCAGUUGCUGGUGACGUUGCAGGGCGCCGCCGACGGCGCGCCCAACGAGCUCUUCGAGACAGAGUUCGUGGAUUUCCUUCGGUGCUUGACGGACGCCUGGUCUACC